UCUUGGCUGAUCGGAGAAGGAUAGAGGCGGGGGAGUAGGGGGGCAACCUCUUUACUUCGCCCAAGGAGGAGAGAAAGAGGGGACGAAGAAGGGGGAUGGGUAGUUAGGAGAAAAAUACGUGACAAAGAAAACAUUCUCUGUCUGGGAGGAGACUCACAGAGGGUGUAGAGCCGGAGGGAGCAUUCACUGGCCAUGCCAGUACUUAACACUGAUGCUGAGUCAGAAACAGGUAUCCCAAAAUCCCUUUCCAAUGAGCCUCCCUCAGACACCAUGGAGGAAAUAGAGCACACAUGCCCACAGCCUCGACUGACCCUGACUGCACCUGCCCCAUUUGCAGAUGAAAGCAGCUGCCAGUGCCAAGCACCCCAUGAGAAACUGACCAUUGCUCAGGCCCGCUUGGGAACACCAGUUGACAGGCCAGUCAGAGUCUAUGCUGAUGGGAUCUUUGACCUGUUCCACUCAGGUCAUGCAAGGGCUCUUAUGCAAGCAAAGACGCUGUUUCCCAACAGCUACUUGUUGGUAGGAGUUUGCAGUGAUGACCUCACCCACAAAUUCAAAGGUUUCACUGUGAUGAAUGAAGCAGAGCGAUACGAAGCUCUCAGACACUGUCGCUAUGUUGAUGAAGUCAUCAGGGAUGCUCCGUGGACACUGACGCCAGAGUUUCUGGAAAAACACAAGAUCGACUUCGUGGCUCACGAUGACAUCCCUUAUUCUUCAGCUGGCUCUGAUGAUGUGUACAAGCAUAUAAAGGAAGCAGGGAUGUUCGUUCCAACUCAAAGAACAGAAGGCAUUUCAACAUCUGAUAUCAUUACCAGAAUUGUCCGUGACUAUGAUGUUUAUGCGCGGCGUAACCUCCAGAGAGGGUACACAGCCAAGGAGCUGAAUGUCAGCUUCAUAAACGAGAAGAAGUAUCGCUUCCAAAACCAGGUGGACAAGAUGAAGGAAAAGGUCAAGAAUGUGGAGGAAAGAUCAAAGGAAUUUGUUAACAGAGUGGAAGAAAAGAGUCACGAUCUAAUUCAAAAAUGGGAAGAAAAGUCGCGGGAAUUCAUCGGCAACUUUCUAGAACUCUUUGGACCCGAUGGAGCUUGGACUCAUCGAGAAAGACUUAAUAUCAGAAAUCAAAGAGAAUGUUACAACUGAGAUCACAAAAAUACUGAGUUUUAUAUAAAGAACUACUCCGGAACAGUCACAACUUCAUUUGGUAACCAGUAAUUACCUGCUGGCAAGAUUGUGAGAGACACUGAGACGCUGCGCUUUGCCGUGGUCACUUGGAAAACAGUUACAGAGAUGCCUCCAAAUUAGAACUACCGCAAGAUCCAGUAAUUCCACUUCUGGGGAUUUCUCUGAAGGAAAAGGAAAACAACCUAGACAAAGAUAGGUACCUCAUACUCAUUGCAGUAUUUACAAUAGCCAACAAAUUCCGUGUGCACUGACGGAGAAAGGAAAUAUGGCUUCUACAUAGAAUAGAUUGUUAGUGGUCAUAUAGAAAUGCCAUUUGUCAGAGCCGGGUGAAUCUUGGAGGCAUUGUGUAAGUGAAACAAGUCAGAAAGACAAAUACUGUAAGGAGCUCAUCUAUGUGUGCAGACUUUAAAAAAGGAGCUCAUAGAUUUGGGUUACUGUUGUCAGAGGCAUGCAGGUGGGGAAAGUGGCUGCAGGCAGACAGGCUGUACCAAAUUUUGCCUAUUAUUCUUUGGUCUUUACUAGACGGCAUGGUGACUGCAAUUAAUACUGUAUUGCCUUUUUCAAAGGUGCCGACGGUGUCGGUGUCUGAUAAGUUCUCAACACAAGGGAAAAAAUUUGUGUGUAUGGUCACGAAUGCCAAGACAGCAUAGUGAUCAUUUCACUAUGUACAGAUGUCAUACCAUGUUACUCACCUUAAACUAAUCCAAACUUUUGUCCUUUAAACCCCCAAAACAUGUGACCAUUCCACGGGUGAUUUGCUGAUGGGAAGCUCAGGGGGAUU
Molecule: messenger RNA, 1963 nt
Organism: Condylura cristata (star-nosed mole)
Lineage: Eukaryota; Metazoa; Chordata; Mammalia; Eulipotyphla; Talpidae
Gene: PCYT1B
Product: phosphate cytidylyltransferase 1, choline, beta
Exons: 8
Coding region: 193-1140 (315 amino acids)
Biological process (GO): CDP-choline pathway
Molecular function (GO): phosphatidylcholine binding; choline-phosphate cytidylyltransferase activity
Source: RefSeq, a predicted model, not a curated record